CGUGCAUGCAACAUGAAUCGUAGAAAAUACACUUGCACUUACACCUGUACUUACUAUAGAGGGGUAUCUUCCAAAUAGAUACCUGGCCAACACGGCCAACUUGUCAUUCUUCAUUCUACAAGUUUCGACAGACUCUUCCCUUCACUCCACUCCAAGAUGAAGCUUCUGAAUCUUCUCUCUGUUCUAGCCAUUGUCGUCGCUGCUGUGGAGGCUGGCAACCCGGAGUAUCUUCGUGGGUCUGACUCCUACUCUGUGAGCGACACGAAGCAGUACGACUUCUCUGACGCGACCCAAGCUGAGCCAUCAGUGACUAACUCUUGUCCCAAGAAAUGCCAUCUUGACUACGAACCAGUCAAGGAUAAGGACGGUGUGGUGCAUUAUAACAAGUGCAUUCAGCGCCUACUGGGGUGCCCGAACAACACUGGACUUUCCGCAUCCGAUUUUUCAAAGCUGCGUCGCAUCUUUGACAGCAUUGACGGAACCAUUGAAUUUGACGGCAGCGGAAGUGCUCAAGACGCUGUCGUGACUGUAAACAGUGCCGAAGUGCGCGAUGGAAUAGCGAAAAACGCGUCAACUAACCCGAAAAGUUUCACGGAGCAAUUGCUGGCGAGCAUGUUGAACGAGAUUUCGUCGCGUAAAGAACAAAAGGCUUAGGUCUCUAGUUGUGAGCGUAGAGAACUUAAAACGGGUCGUCAGCGCUUAGUAGGCGCCGCCUAUACAGGCAAUCCUUCUUGUACAGCGUACAAGUUGCAAGUAAUCGAGUCAUUGAAACGAAAAUAUUGGUGCAACUCUGAUAACAAAUAAAACUCACGACUGCAACUAACGCCCUAGUCUGAAAUCCUACCAAGGCGACAGUAAUACCGC
Molecule: messenger RNA, 864 nt
Organism: Phytophthora nicotianae INRA-310
Lineage: Eukaryota; Oomycota; Peronosporomycetes; Peronosporales; Peronosporaceae
Exons: 1
Coding region: 157-654 (165 amino acids)
Molecular function (GO): protein binding
Source: RefSeq, a predicted model, not a curated record